Molecule: messenger RNA, 246 nt
Organism: Symbiodinium necroappetens
Lineage: Eukaryota; Dinophyceae; Suessiales; Symbiodiniaceae
Source: the annotation of a GenBank genome assembly
AUGUUCUACGCUCAGCAUGGGAGAUAUCCCACCUUCUGGGUAGACAAGUUCUGCAUCGAUCAGCGUGACGUGGCUGACGGCCUUCGCGUGCUGCCGGUGAACGUGAUGGCUUGCAGGAAGGCUAUCCUUCAUGUCGCUAGAGAUGGCGCUGAAGCAGCUGGUGGUCAUGCCCUUGAGCCAAGUCUCCUUGGGCGAACUGGCGAAGUUCGACUCUUCGGUAGCCCGGUGUUACAACCCGAACGAGGA